AAAAAAAUUGCUAAGCAUGACAACACUUCAAAGUUCUGCUCUUCUUUCUUUCAUUCACUUUUGAACCUAGUAUAACUUAGCAGCAGAAAACCGCUCCAAUCUGUGGAACCUGAUUAAGGAGGAAGACACUCUGUGGAGGUGUCUAUUUUUGGUCUCUGAUUCUGUCUAGUUUUUUAUUUAUUUUGUUGGUUGAAUUGUGAAUUAAAUAGAGAGAGAACAAGAUGGAUCCUAAGUAAUUCAUCUUUGGUUUGAGCUUGGUAUCUGACUAUCAGUUAUUGAAAUUUGACUUUUGGGUCUCAUCGUGCUUCUUCUUUUGUUGUUGUUUUUUUUCCUGCUAGUUUUUAAUUCUUCAUUUCUCAAAAGAAGACAUGAUGGAAUAAAGAGAAAUAGCUAUUUGUUCUUUAUUUCAUAGAAAAACACAACCAGAAAAUGCUGAGUUAACAAAACUGAGGUUAGUGUUAGUGCAGUUUAGUUGAGCCACCACAGUCCAUGACAAUUAUUAAUAAUAAUCCUGUCUUAUCCUAGGUACUAAACGGUCCCUAAAAUCAAAAUAGAUUUGAUACAACCGGCUUUUGGCUAGGGCAUGUCUUCUUUUCAUUAUUGCAUAUCUUUAUGUUCUUGAUUGUUGCAGUUGAAAAAUGUCGGCGAAGUACAUCAUAGGAUCUAUCCUGGCAUCCUUUGGAGUUGCAUAUGUUUGUGACACCACUAUCUCUGACAGAAAGAUAUUUGGAGGUACUACUCCCGGAACUGUUUCAAACAAGGGAUGGUGGGAAGAAACUGACAAGAAAUUCCAGGCCUGGCCUCGCACUGCAGGACCUCCCGUUGUAAUGAACCCCAUCAGUCGCCAGAAUUUUAUUGUCAAAUCCCAGUCAGAUUAGUGAAACGUUCCCUUGGGCAUACAAGUUGAUGAGAUGAGUUUCUUUCACUUCUCUACAAAGUCAUUCUAAUAAGUUUCUCACUGUAUGUAAGAGUGGCAUGUUGCUCUUAUUUCUUUCACCCUAAACCAUGGCUGGCAUUUUUUUGUGAAAAUUUCCUUUUGGUGGCUAUUUGGAACUGGCCCUUUGUUUUAAAUUCAAUGUCUUGAUAGCACUCCGGGUGUUGCACUGGUUAUGUUUUUAUCUAAA
Fragaria vesca subsp. vesca is the source of this 1124-nucleotide messenger RNA. RefSeq lists its product as uncharacterized. The record is from RefSeq and is a predicted model, not a curated record. The transcript has 2 exons. Bases 639 to 878 code for a protein of 79 amino acids. Lineage: Eukaryota; Viridiplantae; Streptophyta; Magnoliopsida; Rosales; Rosaceae.